AUGGAAUUUUCUUCGGUUUGGGUCGUGAGAGGAGCCCAACGCAAGAAGUUGACGUGCACCAAAGUGGAGGCUUCUUCGAGGCCGGUCACGUGGUGCCCGCUGCUCUGUGCUAUUCUGUGCUCGUUGCUUUGCAUCACAAGGUUCCUACGCUCGGAGCACUACGUGGAGUUCUCGGGGCUGAAACUCAAAGUGCAAAUCGUGGAGGACCUUUACAAGCUGGAGUGGAUCUGUCAGCAUCUCAGCACAGCGGCCUUCGGCGGCAGUUGCGGCUUGCGCUUCCGUGGCGAAGCCUUUUCGGCCCUAGGCUUGGAGAUCAGCAACGGCGGGCACGUGGCGGCCGAGACUUCGACAUUUCUGCAGCGGACACUGUGGGGAGGCCCUCCGGGCUGCGAAAGCAGCGCGGAAAGCCUUCGACAACAUCAGAAGCUGAGCUCGGAGAAAGCUGAAGUGGUGAAGGGCGCGUGCGCGUCUCCUUCGAAUCCUUGCAGAAGCUGCUGGGAGAUUUUACCUCCUGAAGCUGCGAGAAAGUGGCGGAGCACACGGAUUUAUGAGUCGGGAAAAUUGUGCGAGUUCAGUGAAAUGCUGCUGAACGCGCCGGCAGGGAUUGCAGAAUCCUCUACAAGUACGAAUGAUUUCAAGAAUUCAGCUGCCUGCUAA
This is a messenger RNA of Symbiodinium sp. CCMP2592, 657 nucleotides long. The record is from the annotation of a GenBank genome assembly. NCBI's taxonomy places the organism in Eukaryota, Dinophyceae, Suessiales, Symbiodiniaceae.